CACUGUUGUCGUUGUUUUCUAGACGACGACUGAACCUUAGCAGAGACCUUAAGAGAAACAUUAGCUACGGCAACCCAACACAGCAAAGUCUCUCUGUGUGUGUCCAACUGGCCGUGUGUCGCGGUGUGUUUGGCCUAUUCGUGUGUGGCGCUUGCCUGGUUAGGUAUCGAAGUGGAGUCGUCCUGCUGCUGCUGCUGCUCGCGGUUGUGCUCGUGGCAGUGCUGGCGGAGUGUGCAGUAGUAGUAGUAGUAGUAGCGGCAGCAGCAGAAGUAGCAGUUGGCAGAAGCUGGCAUCGCCGUUGUUUCGAGUUGGCAGGCUGAGCAAAGCAAUGCUCUCAGCACCGAAGAAGAGACUGUCGGGCGGAUUACAUACGAUGGUAGUGGUGGUGGCAAAUGCAGCAGCAGCAGUAGCCCCACUUACACUGCCCAGCCCAGUCGCACGAGCAGCAGCUGAAGCUUCUUUGCGUAAGGACUGCUGCAUCGUUAUUUGAGCGGGUUUCGUAAGAGUUUGUAGUAGCUCAAGUACAGAAGGCAAAGAAGGAGACAAAAAGCAUAUAGGACCAGGUCAUCUGAAAAGCACCAACCACUGCAGAAACCCAAAUGGAGGGCAAUUACACAGGCAGUAAUGAAGAGAGACGGGGAGUGUAAAGGAGUGCAAUACAGAGAGUCUUCGGCUUGUUUGCUAGGUCAAGUCCGCCGCACGACCCGUUUGUGCGCGUGUGUGUGUGUAUGUGUGCGUGAGAGUGUUAUCUUUUUUUGUACGUGUUCUCGUGUGCGGGCGGUUUACCGACUGACCGAUUACUGCUAACGACGACGACGACGACGGCGGCGGCGGUGGCGGUGGCGGCGGCUGAUCGCUUGGUCCGUCGCUUACUCGUCCCACUGGGCGAUUAUUAGCUCUAUUGAUUAUUUGAGUGUUGUCUGUGAGAGCGUUACAGAAGAACAGAAGGAAGAGUGUUAUUUGGCGUCUAGUUGGGCCGCACUCUGAGAACUACAGGAGGAGCUGCAUACAUCCGGCGACGAGGAUUCGGAACAGAGAGGACGAGGACAACGACGAGCACGAUAACGUCCUUUUUCAGCAGUUUUUCCUAACUGCCUUUCGUCCUUCGAGUUCUACUCCACACACACAUACACAUGCCUACCGCCUAUACAGUUUACUCGUAGGAUUUUUGUGCAAUCAUAUCUUAAUGUUGUGCUUUUGGUUAGUUGAUGCAUUGGUGAUUUGUUCGGCGUAACUGCUGAUCGUUCUCGGAUGCUGCUGCUGCCAAUGCGUUGAAAUGCUGUGAUGCUAUAACACUGCCCAGAUGAUAAUCCCCUUCGCAAUUCAAUGACAACAAUCUGUUGUCUGGCUUAAAGCAAAAAUAAAGGAGAGUGCGGAAUAAGCGUGUCUGUGUGUUUCUGGAGUUGGUAACGUGGUAGCACAAUACAAUACCACUAAUAACUGCUGGAAACACUACCAGCUACUCAAUGUUCGGGAAACAACAAGGAACCAAACACAGCAAAAAAACGCUAUAGAGAUACAGCUGGCUUCUAAUCCAGAGAGAACAGUCGAUUGGUCUGGAAUUAGCUGCUGUACAAGAACAAGUAGCAGUAGCAGCAGCACGAGCGACGAACCCCCAUUACUUGUUUCGCGUGUAUGAUUCGUCUCCGACUAGAAAAAUUUCAUCGGAGUUUGAAUCGUUACCGCAGCAUUAGCCUCAGCCGUGCUGUUAGCCUCAGCCUCGGUCGAUUUGAUGUGUCCUCUCAGCGCUCAUUGUGGUGUGGUUUUACUCAAGUAUUGGUUGACACAAUUCCUCUGGAUAGGUGUAAAGCGAUAAGAGAAGUCGCUGACAACGACGAUACAGCGGAUUGUAAAUACAUGUGUAAUGUGUUAUGAGUACGAGUGUUAUGCGCCUGCAAGAACAGAACGAAGACCUUGCCGAACGCUGAAGAUCGAGGCUGUGCACCGAUGCUGUUGUGAAAAGUACGAACGUGCACACUGUGACUGCAGGACAGGAAAAAAUCAAUGUAAAGAGAUUACGGAAAAAGACCAAGCUACACAACAACGAGGAGCUUUUGAAAUCAAAACGACCGCGACUCAUCUGCAUAACGACGUGGUCGUUAACGCCGGUAGAAAACAAACAUCUAUUGGCCUUAAGUGUUUCAGCUGAUUCUCAGUCAGACGACUAUAGCUUUGCCGUUAGGGGGCUAAGCAGGUUCUUGAGUUAACAAAAAAACAGAAGUCCAAAAGCAAUUCUGAAAAGUUUCCAACCAUCCAGUUUCGUUUCGGCGGGCGGCGGAACCUUGACAGCAAACCCAUAAGAACGAUAACAACGAGGACACGACCUGGAACAUUAGUAAAUUCAGAAAACUUGAACUGAAAAAUUAGCAAAAGGUCGCAAACGCCGGCAAGCUAAAGACUAUUGCUUGGAAAGUGCCGUUUCAGCAUCCAUCUAUAAGCGUACACCUGCUAGCGCGCUGUUAAUGUUGACUGCUACACAGCGACUUCUCCAACGAUUACCACAGCACUCACGGCAAGCUGCCGACCCUUGUAGGGAUUGUUUUUGUCGCUGAGACGCCGAAUCGACGUCCCCAACCACGUCGGCUCUAUCCUGGACCACCUGGUCGUUGUCGUCGCUAUUGUCGAUCGAGAUUCGUCCACCGAAGCCUCGAUCGGCCUCACCCGGGCUCGCCGGCACCUGCCCAGAACGAACGACCCUGGCCCCGAGAGUUGAGGGCCCGGCCUGUGGCCAGGGCCGGCACUUGCCUCUACUUCCAUGGAGGUGAGUGCAGAGUUGAGCGUUAGCCAAGGCGGAGACGUUAGUAGCGGGGGCUUUUUCGGGCUUUCGGCGGGCGAAUUCGGCGAUGACUCGUUGGAACAACAGGCAGCAUCAACGGUGGCCGGUAACCACCGAAAGUCACCGAUCGAUGCUGAUGGCACGUCGUCGGCGACACCUCCUCCUGGCGGCGGGGGUGGAGGGACCCCCGUUCAGCCAAGCUCAAAUACGAUCAACCCGCGGCAGCAGCAGGAGCUGUGUCUCGUCUGCGGGGAUCGUGCAUCUGGUUAUCAUUACAACGCUUUGACCUGCGAAGGGUGCAAAGGGUUUUUCCGGAGAUCAAUUACGAAGAACGCCGUUUACCAGUGCAAAUAUGGCAAUCGCUGCGAUAUCGACAUGUACAUGAGGAGGAAGUGCCAGGAAUGUCGACUCAAGAAGUGCUUGGUCGUCGGCAUGCGACCCGAGUGCGUCGUGCCCGAAUACCAGUGCGCGAUGAAACGAGAAAGCAAAAAGCAAGUACCCCAACAGCCGACGGCGCAAGUGUCCUCACCUGCCAUCAUUAAUCAGCCUCAACGCAACGGGGAUGGCAGCAAUGGGUCGAAUGGUGCCUCUAGUCAGCCACAGGCAAUUAUCGAUGAAGUGGCUGACGAAAAGCCCAAUAUCAUGGCGCUUAAUAUGGCCGUAAGACAGGUGAAACCUUUAACACAAGACCAAGAGCAGUUGAUCAACAAAUUGGUAUAUUAUCAACAGGAGUUCGAAUCACCUUCAGAAGAGGACAUUAAAAAGAUUACCCCAUUUCCCUUGGGCGAUUCCGAAGAAGAUAAUGAGAGACGGUUUCAGCAUAUUACUGAGAUCACCAUUCUGACGGUGCAGCUUAUUGUCGAGUUUAGUAAAAGGGUGCCAGGCUUUGAUACGUUACUCCGAGAGGACCAAAUCACGCUUCUCAAGGCAUGCUCUAGCGAGAUCAUGAUGUUACGCAGUGCACGAAAAUACGACGUUCGAACGGACUCAAUUGUGUUCGCCAAUAACCAGCCGUACACAAGAGAGAAUUACAAGAGUGCGUCGGUAGGUGACUCUGCCGAUGCCCAAUUUCACUUCUGUCGGAGUAUGUGCAACCUUCGCGUGGACAAUGCUGAAUACGCUCUGCUAACGGCUAUUGUGAUUUUCUCAGAGCGGCCUUCGCUACUCGAGCCCGAAAAAGUGGAAAGAAUCCAAGAGUUCUACAUUGAUACAUUACGUACCUAUUCAGAGAAUCAUCGACCGCCUGGCCGAACGUACUUCGCAUGUUUGCUGUCGAUUUUAACAGAGCUGCGUACACUGGGUAACAUGAACGCGGAGAUGUGCUUCCAGCUCAAAGUGCAAAAUAAGAAGCUGCCGCCUUUCCUUGCAGAGAUCUGGGAUAUUCAAGGGUAGGAUGGUUGUAUGACGCUAUAUGGGUACAUGGAUAACUGAAGCUGAGAUGGAUAUCAUGUUAUGAUUGCAAUACACAAAAGUCAUUUGAUAAAAGAAAGAUGAAGAUGACGUCAACGAGCAAUUUUUCCGUCAAGCUGGAAAGCGAAGUGAAGCAGGAACGGGUAAAGAAGAAAACAAGAUUAAAACACUCGACCAUUGCCGGCGUGAGCUGCCGAAUUCUAGGAUAGGAAGUUGAUGUGAGAAGAAAGUAGUGAACGCUGAAGGCGGACAGCAUGUAAGAAGAUAUCAUAGACAGAUAGAGAUAAGCACAUAGAAUACAAUAACAAAUGGUCAACAAAAAAACGACGUUCAUCUCAGCCCUUUCGCACUGUAUUGUACUGUAUAAACAAGCGCCCGUCCAAACCUGUGGCAAACGUUCUUUACUUUAAAGUGAUGGUGUGCCCAUGUCCAGCCAACAGGGAGCCGACCAACGGGUCCGCGUAGAUAUUUAGAGUCGGAAGAACGAAAGAAAAACACCGAUGGAAUGAAAACGUAGAA
Messenger RNA from Varroa destructor (honeybee mite), 4705 nucleotides. RefSeq names its product ecdysone receptor. The record is from RefSeq and is a predicted model, not a curated record. Gene Ontology annotation, biological process: positive regulation of transcription by RNA polymerase II; cell differentiation; ecdysone receptor signaling pathway. Lineage: Eukaryota; Metazoa; Arthropoda; Arachnida; Mesostigmata; Varroidae. Gene Ontology annotation, molecular function: zinc ion binding; nuclear receptor activity; RNA polymerase II cis-regulatory region sequence-specific DNA binding. Gene Ontology annotation, cellular component: RNA polymerase II transcription regulator complex; nucleus.